CCUGUGGUCUCUGAAGGUCUUGCAUCUGCCUCAACUGUGAGUAAAAAGAAAAAUUAAGACACCAAGAGAAAUCGUGGGAGAAAAUAAGCUCAAAUCAUGGCCCAGCUUGUGGUGUUGACCAAGAAACAUGGUUGCCGUACCUUCAAAGAAAGAAACAGGGUGGUAGCCUUCAGAAAACCACAGUUUUAAAAGGAAUUUCAAAAUAAUCCUAUCCCUAAUAUGCCCUUGGGUGUUUCUCUCUAUCAUUAAUGCAAAAGUAGUGAAAAUGACAGAAAAUAAAUUCUCCUAUUCCUGGGGACUUCUUAGCUUGUUGGGACUCAUGCCAACGUCUCUAGGUCCAUUAUUCUCUGAAAACAAUACUUUUGGGUGGCUGUAUGUAUGAAAUGGCUCUUCCUGUUGAUUUUCUAAGGAUUUCUGGAUGACAUCAGCUCCUGCACCAAGGGGAUGAGUUUGGUCUUCUGUAGAAAGGCUGCUUUGAAAUGUCCCUCUCCUGAAGAGGACAGCAGGUUUGGUGGGCUCUGUCUUCCACAGAAGAAGUGGAGGUAGAUCUGUGCAACAUGUGUAACAACCCAAAAUAUCUCAGAGACAUUCCUCGUGAGACCUAAAACCAACCUGCAAAAGUGAUGGCUGUGACGAGCAGAGUCAUGAAGAGUGCUGCCAGCAUCACCUGGCAGGCGACACGUGCCUCCGGCUUCAUGUCCAGGCUGUGACCUGCAGGAGAACAGACCUUCAGUGCCUCUCUGAGAGUUUCCAGGGGAGCAACAUGCUCCAGGUCAUGCCCAGAUGAUGACAGAUGUUUUACACAACCAUCAAACCCGUAGGUGUUUCUACACCUCCAGGCAUGCCACCUACUCCAGAUGUGCCAUCUCCUCCUGGCUAGAGGACACCUGUGCCCUCACCGCCUUUCAUUUACAAGGGAAGGCUAUAGAAUAUAUAUAUUAAAAAGGAAAAAAAAAAGCAGAUAAAAGCCCUGGUCAAUCCCAUUUCCUGGAGCUGGCUGAAGGCAUAAGUACAUAGCUCACAAGGCAAAAGGUUGUCCAAGGACACUGUCACUUUUGGGCUGGUCCUGUAACCUUCUGAGUGGCCAUGGCUGGGGAAAUUGUUUAUGCUGAUUUAAGGCAUCUUGGAGAUGGUUCUUCUCCUGCUGAGAAAUGUCAUGCUCCUGACUCCUGUCCGUGGUGGCACAGGCUCCUCCUCAAAGCCGGAGGGCUGGGGCAUUUAAUCCUGCUGGUCCUGGUGGUGGUACUGAGUGUGCAGGUUUUUCAGGGCUCUCCGCAGCCAGUGGUGAUGAGAGUUCCCCAGCCAGGUGAUGAGAUCCAGGGAAGGAACCAGAAGGAGAAAUACAUGUUUUCAUCCCUGGUGCGGUAUUUCUGCAAGCCCCAAGUGGAGAGCCCCACAGCCUAUGGUGGCUGCAAGCUGUGUCCCCAGGACUGGCAGCUCCAUGGGGAAAGAUGCUACUGGCUUUCUGAGGAAUUGGGAAACUGGACUCAAGGCACAAAAAGCUGCAAAAAUCAAGACUCUCAGCUGGUGGUACUCCAGGAAAAGAAAGAAAGGGAGCAUAUCAAGGUUAUUACAGGCAAAAGUCCACCACUGGUGUGGAUUGGAUUAAGGUCGCAUCAGAAGGAAUGGAGAUGGGUGGAUAACACACCCUUCAACCCCAAAAUGUUUGGCACCUCCCUGCAGGAGAUGGGUGAAGGGUGCGGGACACUGAAAGCCAAGGGCUUUGAGGUUCAUAGAUGCGAUGCCAAACACAAGUGGGUUUGCAAAAAAAAACCCUUCCAGCUCUACCCAAUAACAGCAGGAGGCGAGGAGAAACACAAUGCCUCCAUCUGACACAUGUCCACCCCAAAAUUCCCAUCCCAUGAGACGCUGAGGUGGAAUCAGCCCCAUUCUCAUCAUGUCUUUGCAGGGGAUUUCAGGCUUUGCAAAUCCACUUCCCACAAGGAUCAAGACCAGCUUGGGAGGCACAGAUGAGCCCCUGAAUGGGAAAUCAGAAGAGCCUGUGCCUCAUGCACAGUGAUUAUAGAGGAUAGAGGUACAACAUCAAUAAAAGCUUAUCAAAGUGAUUUGCCUCAAUUUACUGAGAUAACUCAGGUGAGAGCACAGGUGGCACAUCAUGGUUCAUAUAUAAACAUGGGAAAUUUCAACUCAAAAAAGCUUUCCUGAGUGACAGAAGUUACAUGUGUGCAUCUUUCCAGGCACCGCUGAGAGUGUCAGCACAUAGACUGAUGCAGACAACCGGGUUUUGCUCGAGUUUGGGGGAUUUGGAGCAUUUGGUUUGUCUUUUGCUUUUUCUUGUUGUUUUUUUG
Molecule: messenger RNA, 2309 nt
Organism: Neopelma chrysocephalum (saffron-crested tyrant-manakin)
Lineage: Eukaryota; Metazoa; Chordata; Aves; Passeriformes; Pipridae
Product: killer cell lectin-like receptor subfamily B member 1B allele B
Exons: 7
Coding region: 1087-1833 (248 amino acids)
Source: RefSeq, a predicted model, not a curated record